Molecule: messenger RNA, 1847 nt
Organism: Rattus rattus (black rat)
Lineage: Eukaryota; Metazoa; Chordata; Mammalia; Rodentia; Muridae
Gene: Znf622
Product: zinc finger protein 622
Biological process (GO): ribosomal large subunit biogenesis
Cellular component (GO): preribosome, large subunit precursor
Molecular function (GO): nucleic acid binding; zinc ion binding
Source: RefSeq, a predicted model, not a curated record
GCAUCUUCCAGGAACACCCACCUCUGAUUGACAGGGCGGCCCCAGCAACACCCGGAGAGAAAUGAAGUUCUACCGUUUUCCGGGGCGUGGCCAAGGACGCAGGCGGGACUUCCUAGCCAGCUGUCAAUAGUUUCCUGCGUGUACCGGAAGUUCCCUCAGGGAAACCCCGGAAGCCAGAGUAGUGUGGCUCUUCGUACCUACAGGCGAAGGAGUGUUUUGGGAGCUUGUGAGACUAGAAGACUGAUCAAGACUAGAAGGUUCUCGGCUAGGUCGUCUCUUCCUUCCGGCCCGACAAUGGCGACGUACACCUGCAUCACCUGCCGGGUGGCGUUCCGCGAUGCGGAGAUGCAGCGGGCUCACUACAAGACCGACUGGCACCGCUACAACCUGCGGCGCAAGGUGGCUAAUAUGGCCCCGGUGACCGCCGAAGGCUUCCAGGAGCGGGUGCGAGCGCAGCGGGCGGUGGCGGAGGAGGAGAGCAAGGGCACGGCCACCUACUGCACCGUGUGCAGCAAGAAGUUCGCCACGUUCAACGCCUACGAGAACCACCUUAAGUCCCGGCGGCACGUGGAGCUGGAGAAGAAGGCGGUGCAGGCCGUGAGCCGCCAAGUGGAGAUGAUGAACGAGAAGAACUUGGAGAAGGGACUGGGCGUGGACAGUGUGAACAAGGAUGCCAUGAACGCCGCCAUCCAGCAGGCCAUCAAGGCCCAGCCUUCCACGUCUCCCAAGAAAGCGCCCUUCAUGCCCACGGACGAAUCCAGGAGGAUGGCGGGCGCGGUCCGACGGGGCACCCCGGAGCGAGACCCGACGGAGAAGCCGCCCCGGCUCCAGUGGUUCGAACAGCAGGCGAAGAAGCUGGCGAAGCAGCAGUGGGAGGAGAGUGAGGAGGAGGGAGAGGAAGACGACGAAGAUUGGGAAGAUAUUGAUUCCGAUGAUGGAUUGGAAUGUGAGAACCCUGGAGUGGAGGAAGAGGAUGCAGAAGAUGCAGAGGCUGAGGAGAGCCCACCCCUAGGUGCCAUCCCAAUAACAGACUGCUUAUUUUGUUCCCAUCAUUCAAGCUCCCUUGUGAAAAAUGUGGCUCAUAUGACUAAAGUCCACAGCUUUUUUAUUCCUGAUAUAGAGUAUCUUUCAGAUUUGAAAGGAUUAAUUAAAUAUUUGGGAGAGAAAGUUGGUGUUGGCAAAAUCUGCUUGUGGUGCAAUGAGAAAGGGAAAUCCUUCUAUUCCACAGAAGCUGUGCAAGCACACAUGAAUGACAAAAGCCACUGUAAGCUCUUUACAGAUGGUGAUGCUGCGCUGGAGUUUGCAGACUUCUAUGAUUUUAGGAGUAGCUACCCAGAUUACAAGGAGGGGCAGGAUCCUGCUGAGAUUGAAGACUUGUCCUCAGAAAAGAUCUUGGAAUGUGAUGAUGAAACCAUGGAGCUGAUACUUCCCUCUGGUGCCAGAGUGGGUCAUCGCUCCUUGAUGAGAUACUACAAACAACGAUUCGGCUUGCCAAGAGCUGUGACAGUUGCUAGAAAUCAAAAGGCUGUGGGCAGGGUCCUCCAGCAGUACCGAGCCCUGGGGUGGACGGGCAGCACAGGAGCAGCUCUCAUGCGUGAACGGGACAUGCAGUAUGUCCAAAGGAUGAAGUCGAAAUGGAUGCUGAAGACAGGAAUGAAGAACAAUGCCACCAAGCAGAUGCACUUUAGGGCCCAAGUGAGAUUCUGAGAGGCUGAGACUGAGAGAUUAUCUCUGGCAGCACUUCCCUCCUUGUCUGAGGACCAGUGAAGCCAGAUUGCCGAAUGGUUCUUUUGCUGCUACUUCAUUUGUUCUGAUCUAAUAAAGUCAAGAUCAUACUUGUCUUCCAA